Messenger RNA from Boleophthalmus pectinirostris (great blue-spotted mudskipper), 2459 nucleotides. It is a transcript of the gene relt, whose product is annotated as RELT TNF receptor. Lineage: Eukaryota; Metazoa; Chordata; Actinopteri; Gobiiformes; Gobiidae. Gene Ontology annotation, biological process: apoptotic process. The record is from RefSeq and is a predicted model, not a curated record. Gene Ontology annotation, molecular function: protein binding.
AUUUUUUUUUUUUUUUUAACAGACAAGAUACUACGGAGCGGGAACCUCCGUUACAGAACACCGACACUUUGAUUUCGAUCGCUUCCCAAAAGUUUCUCCAACCCUUUCCUCUACGGACAUGUAUAAACGGGACCAGUGAUUUUGAGCGCUUUUAUUCACCAAACCGAUCAUAUGUACAUAGAAGAAUACAUUGAAGAUGACGAGGAACCACCUUUGCUGCUCUACUCUUGUCCUUCUCACGGUGUUUGGCUGUGGUGGGGCGGCAGCGGUGCAGUGCCGGUGGGGGGAGGGCUGUGUUUGUCUCCAGUGUCCUGCUGGACAGCAGCCUUCGAAAGCUUGUGCAGAGAUCCAGACUCCAGAAGAAGAGGUGAGCUGCCAGUCAUGUCCAGAGGGGAGCUUCUCAGACGCCCUGGAUUCUGAACUUUGCCAUCCACAUCUUUCCUGUGAGCUGAUUGGUCGAGACGUGGCGACCCCAGGCACUGUGACCUCUGAUACUGUGUGUGGAGACUGUCUGCCAGGGUUAUUCUCAACAGAAGGAUCCAUCCGAAGUCCAUGUGUUGAAAAGCCUAUGCAUUUGCGGCCUGUGCGCACAGUUGCUGAGGGCACCUCGGCUGGCAUAGGGGGACCUGUAAAUGGCACAAUGGUACGCAGUGCUGAAGAGAAGACGCAGUAUGCUGUUUUUGCAUUGGUGCCUAUUUUCUGUGUUAUGGGCCUCCUGGGCAUCCUUAUCUGCAAUAUCCUCAAGAAGAAGGGCUACAACUGCAUGGCUGAAAAGGAGGGAGGGGACCCUGAAAUGGCCUCACCACAGAAAGACGGAAACAACUGUCCCUAUAUCUCUGAUGACAUUCUGAAUGAAGAUACCAUUAGUGUCUUGGUGCGUCUCAUCACAGAAAAGAAGGAAAAUGCUGCUGCUCUGGAGGAACUGCUGCUUGAAUAUGAAAGUAAACAGACGAGCAAAGCGUCCUCCAUCAAAUUGCCCACAUUGUCCCCCCUGUCCACAUUCCGCUCCUUACCCAGACUGUGCCCUCAUCAGUCCCACCUCCACACUAUCUCAGGCAUGUCUGGACUGGCACCCAGACAUGGCUACCGGUGUACCCGCUGUGCCCAGAGGAAAUGGCCCCCAGUCCUUAUCCCUCCUCUGGAUGCCCUCAAAGACCCCCUUAAGGCCCCCCAGUCCCUCACCCUUCCAUCCCUCAAUGCAUCUAUGGACCAGCAGAAGAGCCCCCUGCUGGCCGGAGUAUGUGUUGACACCCACCACACUCUUGCUGGUGUGCCAAAUACUGUUCAGGACAAAACAGAUGGGGCUCAAGUGAAGGAAAAAAAGGAAGGAGAGCUGACAGUGGUGUCUGUGGGGAGAUUUCAAGUUGCACAAAUCCCCGAGCACAAGCCUGUCAUUAAGGAACCCAAAACCUCAACUCAGGAGCAGCGCAACUCCUUUUUUGGCAUGACUCCAUUUUCCUCUUCAUCAGUCAUAAGAAGGUGAAGAUGUCCAAAGGUGGCGCUGUAUGAUAAAAAAUGCGACCUCAGCUAUGGCAAGCGACUAGACAGCUUGGAGGAAUAGCAGGAAUAUGCAUAAAUCACUCCUGGUAGACGCUGCACCUAGUACGCUUCCACAUGAAUCUCUUUGAACACCUUGCUGUACCAUGUAAGCACUGCAGAGAUAUUACAAACUUUUGGUUCAGGUUUAUGAUAAAUGAGCAAAACACUAGCCACUGUUAAGGGGUAUACAACAGUGUUAUAGUAUUUCUAUCAUUUACUUCUAUAUCUUUACCUAUGCAAAUGGGCUGUAAUUCUGCUUUUAUUGAUAAUUUUCUACUGCUGAUCUUAGAACUAGAGAUGGCCAAAUGAUAGUGAAUGGUUCUCCAUCUGGCUUUUUUAUUUUAAGUUGCUUAUGGAUCUAGAGUCAAAGGUUAGGAAGAUUUUGUAUCAUUCACAUGUAAAUAAAUGUACAUAAUGUAUAUAACUGUAUACAGGGUGGUCUGUUGGGCAUUUUAACAGUAGUUUAAGGUUUAAGGUUUGAAUUUGACAGUGCUAGCAGGUUAUGUGCUGCCUGUCAGACGUGUGUAAUUUGAUGGUGUCAUUGAAAAAGCCAAGCAGUGGUGAAGGGGGAUUAAUGGUUAAGAGUCCUCAAAGUCAAGCAUCUCUCUUGGCUUUAAUUUCCAUCCUCAUGGGUCUUCCUAGCACCCUCAAGGAGACCCCUCAGUCAUUUCAUUUUUUUUCUUAUUAUGAGCUUAUGAAGGGUAUAAUGUUUAGCAUACAUUAUUUAUUUUAAAUUGUGUUUAUUUAAUCUGUUUUUGUUAUAUUUAAUAUUUUAAAGAUCAAUGUUCUCAUGUUUUGACGUUUUGAUAGAAUGAGGAAAGUAAGAAGUUUGCAUCUCUUUGAGAUUUUUAGAUUGAAUUUGUAAGAUUUUUUUCUUUAUGAUGUUUUUACUGGAGAAAUAAAGAUAUCUUUUAAAAAUG